Molecule: messenger RNA, 3529 nt
Organism: Labrus bergylta (ballan wrasse)
Lineage: Eukaryota; Metazoa; Chordata; Actinopteri; Labriformes; Labridae
Gene: rbck1
Product: RanBP-type and C3HC4-type zinc finger containing 1
Biological process (GO): protein linear polyubiquitination; positive regulation of canonical NF-kappaB signal transduction; proteasome-mediated ubiquitin-dependent protein catabolic process
Cellular component (GO): ubiquitin ligase complex
Molecular function (GO): ubiquitin binding; ubiquitin-protein transferase activity
Source: RefSeq, a predicted model, not a curated record
GCGAUAGGCUGUGCGAUCCUGUUAAAAGUUUCUCUUCCUGAUCACGGGUCAGUUUCGCUUUCCGUUCUACCUGCUGUCAUCGGCCGAAGACGAAGCAGUCGUCAGAACAGGACAGGACACCGCCACAGAGGAACACAACAAGUAUAUUUUAGUUCACUUGAGACUGUGACCAGCCUUUAUUUGGACUUUUAAGCCGAAAUUGUCACCUUUAAGUCGACUGCAGGAAGUGUGUUGGAUGCGGACAGGACUUCAACAACGCGACCUGAAAAGGCCGAUCUAUGGAUUCUGAAGUUAAAACGCGAGACAAUCUGACAGAGGCUGAGGAUCUGGCCCUCUCUCUGAGUGAAGCCCUGUGCAGCGGGGACGGACAGGAAGCAGCCACACUGUGCCAGACACUGUCCCAGCUGUCUGUGCCAGUAUCUGUCAGCAUCAACACUCAGGCCUACCCUCAGGACUCCAUCAGGUUGUGGGUUGGAGUGGAGGAUGCUCAGUCAGAAAACUACAUCCCAGUGACUGUCGAGGUCUCUCUUUACAUCACAAUAGCACAACUGAAAGAAAAGAUCUGCGACGACUUCGGCUUUGCCCCGGCGCUGCAGCGUUGGGUGAUCGGCAAGCGUUUGGCUCAGGACCGGGAGACGUUGUACAGCCACGGUGUCCGUAAGAGCGGAGACAAGGUCUUCCUGUUUAUCCUCUCAGCCCAGGCUGCUCAUCUAACACGUCAACAACACAAACUGGACCAUGAGCAACAACGCAUAGAGGGCAUCAUGGAGUCGAUGCAGUCGAUGCAGCUUUUAGCCAGAGGCCUUGGUGCAGUAGGUGGAGAGAAGCUGGCUCCUCCUCCUCCGCUUCCUCCCAAACCCCCGACUGUUAAGAAACCUGCUGUGCUCCCAAAACCUCAGAUGGGCUGGGCCUGUGUAGCUUGUACGUUUGUGAACAAACCCACACGUCCAGGCUGUGAGAUGUGUGGUGAGGAACGACCCAAGGAUUACUUUGUGCCUAUCAUCUACCAGCCGGACCAGCAGGAGGCUCUGCGGAUUCAGCAGGAACAGCUGGCCAUGCUGCAGUACGAACAGGCUCAGCGGGAGGAACGUGAGAGGAACUAUCUCUACCUGUUGGCAACAGAAGACCUGAACCUCAUCUCCAACACCACAGAGACGGAGUGUCCCAUCUGCUUCUCCCCCCUGCAGCCAGAGGAGGGCGUCGUGCUAAGAGAGUGUCUGCACACCUUCUGCAGGGACUGCCUUAAAGGGAUGAUAGUGAACAGUCAAGAUGCUGAGGUGUCGUGUCCUGACAACUGUGAGAGCAAGCUGCUGGACCGAGAGAUCAAAGCGCUGCUCACAGAUGAAGAGCACCAGCGCUUUUUGGAGUUGCGUCUGAUCAUCGCGGAAAGCCGCUCGGAGCACAGCUUCCACUGUCAGACCCCCAACUGUCGAGGGUGGUGCAUCUACGAGGACGAAGUCGACGAGUUCCACUGUGAACUCUGCAAUGCAACAAACUGCAUCCUCUGCAGGGCCAUUCAUGACAACAUGAACUGUAAGGACUAUCAGGACGACCUGCGCGUCCGAGCGGAGAACGACCAGGCGGCUCAGCAGACCACUCUCAUGCUGCAGACCAUGCUACAGAACGGUGAGGCUAUGAAAUGCCCACGGUGUGAUGUCAUCGUCCAGAAAAAAGACGGCUGUGACUGGAUCUGCUGUUUGAUGUGCAAAACAGAAAUCUGCUGGGUCACUAAACAAGCUCGCUGGGGACCAAAUGGCAGUGGGGACACAUCUGGGGGAUGUGGAUGCCGAGUCAAUAAUCAGCCGUGCCAUCCCAACUGCCAAAAUUGCCACUGAGGGAAGAACACUAAUGAACGCCAAUGCAAGCACCUGCACUGUCUGAAGAAAUGCAUAACUCGGCUUGGGCUUAGGCUGCUAGCUUAAUGCUGGCUAUAUGCAGGUCUUCUUUUGGUUUACCUUAGUCAACCUAAUCUUAGUCAUCUUUUCAAUGUGGUAACAGCCUUCUUCUGCAAGUUAUUCAAUUGUAAGAAAACCAGCCUAACAGGUAUCACUCCUGUUGUUCUCCCCCCUUUGGCUACUACUUUUUAACUACCAGUAAGAUUGAGACUAAUGAAUUGGUUGGUGAGUGUUUCUACUACUCAUUAUGUAGUCUUACAAUACACACCAGAAUGAAUACCUUCUUUUUAAUUUAACUGAGCAGAAUUGUUUGAGAACUUUAAACAGUGUACGUACAGUAUAGUUUACCAUUUUUGCUUGACGAAUGUUUAGGAUUAUUAUUUUGUUGUCAGUUAUUAUAGCAAUAUAUUGUCUCUCAGUCAAACUAAUCUGACUGUGGUGAAGGAUGUUUACAUUGAACCAAUGUGUUCUUAAAGCAGAACAAGCUUCUCUUACGCACCUAAAGACUUUGAAGUAUCAGGCUGACCAAUGGCACAAAGAACGAUGCUGUAUCGUCUUCAUGUUUUAAGCUCUAUAUCAGAAGUUAUUUUUAGGGCCCGACCGAUAGGGAAUUUCUGUGUCAGAGAAGGGUACCAGUAUUAGGAAGAAACUAAUUCUAAUACUGGGGUUAGGGGUUAUAUAUCGACCGAUAUCUUUUUUUGGAUCUUCGGUCUUAAGAGAUGCUGUUAUCCAAAGAGCCGAAGAUUUUUUUUCUUCAGUUAAACAAAAACCUAGUUACCUAUUUUAAUAAUAAAUAUAAACCUAGUUAUAUCAGCAAAUAUUGGAGAUAAAAUUAGCCAAUACUGAUAGUCAUGUGAUGUUUUAAUAUCGGCCAGACGAUGAAUCGCUCGGGCUCUAGUUGUUGUCAUGUGUUCAGGAGUAUAAUGCUCUAUUGAUUACACAGCAUAUUUUGUGUACGCCCUAGAAGACUUGAGUUGCUCUUUGGUGUUUUUUUCUGGUGACAGUAUUGCAUGGCAGGCCUUAUUCUAACAAUGAACAGUGAAAUAUGCAAACAUGUAGCUUAAAGAGCAAAGGAUCCUACAAAGACAGCUGACAGGGUACCUUUAAGGCAACUUAAGCCAACAUAGUGAAAUGUUAAACUAAAUCUUCUAAACGUCUGUCUAAAUGUGUGUAAAGCAUUGAAUUUAUUACCGUAAAGCAACAAAUGAACAUUGUGAGAACCAAGGACGUUUUUAUCUGCAUGGCUGGAAGACUUGACAGAUUUGCACUUCUUAUCUGGUGGGAGAAAGCGAGAGGAGUGAUGUCUACUUAUCUGGAGCCUCCUUUCUUGUAGGAGUCAGAGAUUGAGUUCCGGCAGAACAGGUGUGCAUCAGUUGUACCUUUUAUGUGAAGUUCAAUUGCAUUUGAUCCUGUUUUUACAUUUAUAAACAAUCGCAGACCUGUAUGUUGUUUGGAUUAUGGGCCAAUCGGGAAGCUUGUAACCCAUAAGAAUGAGUGUCACAUGUAACGUUUAAAAAGUGAUGCUGGAACAAAUGUCUUCUUUUUGCACUCUGUAGCCAAACCUUUGUAUUCCUCUUUUUUUGUAUUUGUGUUUUCUUCAAUCUGGAGUAUAAAAUAUUUUGCUUUAUAUGGAG